Messenger RNA from Bicyclus anynana (squinting bush brown), 4718 nucleotides. RefSeq names its product akirin. Bases 250 to 828 code for a protein of 192 amino acids. Lineage: Eukaryota; Metazoa; Arthropoda; Insecta; Lepidoptera; Nymphalidae. The transcript is spliced from 5 exons. Gene Ontology annotation, biological process: positive regulation of innate immune response; positive regulation of transcription by RNA polymerase II. Gene Ontology annotation, molecular function: transcription coregulator activity. The record is from RefSeq and is a predicted model, not a curated record. Gene Ontology annotation, cellular component: chromatin; nucleus.
AAAAAUGUCAUUCAAUUCAAGUCUGAUUUUGGAUUUGGAAGGGAGAAAACCGAAGUCGCCAAGAAAUUAAUCUGAAAUAAUUAUAGAAAUCCUUUUAGUUAUUAGUUUUCAAAAACAAAUUUUUAAAUUUUAGUAGUAUUUUUCGACAAAUUGCAGUAUUAUUUUUAAUUUUUGCUUAGUUUGUGUAAAGUAGGUGCAGAAGUAAUUGUACAAAAUCGCCAAAGGACGUUUGUUGGGCGUAAAAAGAAAAUGGCGUGUGCUACUCUUAAAAGAAAUUUUGACUGGGAUACGCAACUGCCGGCGAAAAGACGAAGAUGUUCUCCGCUUGCGGCGAGCUCGAGUACAAGCCCUGGACUUAAAAUGUCCGAAAGUAAAAGUUCAAUAUUCGGUGAGGCCGUUAGUGCACCUGCAAAAUUGACCCCAGAGCGCAUGGCCCAAGAGAUAUGCGAUGCGAUCACGCGACUGCACCGGCGCCGGCAGCUGCGGCUGGCGAAGGGCGCGGCGGCGUCGUGCUCGUCGUCCAGCGGCAGCGAGGGCGAUUCCUCGCCGCCGCAUCGCUCCGCGCAACGGAAAGUGAACCGCCGCGCGCUCUUCACCUUCAAACAGGUGAGUAUGAUCUGUGAGCGCAUGCUGAACGACCAGGAAGCAGCUCUGAGGGCCGAGUACGAGACAGUCUUGAGCAGCAAGCUCGCCGAGCAAUACGAUGCCUUUGUCCGCUUCAACAUUGACCAGGUUCAGCGCCGCCCCCCGCCAACCACUUGCAUGCCGUUGGGCAUGGAUGCAGAGCACCACAUGCACCAGGAUCUUGUGCCCAGCUAUCUUUCCUAAUAACAGCGAAGCUGAUUUGCAGUGUAGCAUUGCAAACAACAAUAUCAAGACAAACAUAUUUUGGUAUAUGUGAAAAUUAUAUGCGGGAAUAGUAUAGAUUACCUUAACGAAUGAAUAUGUAACAUUGUAACUGUGGAAUUUAACUUCUGUCAAUAUCUUACAGGAUGGAAAUGGUUAUACACCGUGCUAGUUUCACCAUCUGUAAGCUGUCUAUUAGUCCAAUACAAGAAACCCCUCAACAAUAUUAAAAAUGACCUCAAGCUAAUUCACAUGCUUAUGAAAAAAAAAUCUUUAAAUUUAUGAAAAAAAAAUUAAACAUCCUGUUUAAUUCUGUUUCGUAAGUAUGAAGUUAUUGAACUUUAGGCUAAAGUGAAUGACCUCAAAGGGACCGACGAGCCGCUUAGCCGCAUAGCGGCACCGCGGCGAAUAGGUAGAUGUUUGAAAAUACAGGAUGUUUUAAAACAAUCUAUUUUUGAAAGUUUAUUACAAUCAUAACUCCUUGAACUGUGCUUUCUUAGUUUCUUGUUUUUUAGUACUAAAAAUCUUUAAUAGAUUUUUUUAAAGUUCCUUCACCUUUAAAAAAAUGUAUUAAAGAUAUGUAGUGAUAAAAAACAAGAUCAGUUUUUAUUAUUUUUUUAUGCACAACUUUAAUUUCAAACAGAUUUAGUGUAAUGUGUUUUUUUACAACUUCAACUGGAAAAAAAAACACUAUUUUGUUAACUAUAGUAAUAUUAUAAAAAAGGUAAACUUUGGUAAUUACAACUUGAUAUCUAAUAUUUGACAGACAGACGCUUUCCCACCCUGUAUGUUCCUCAUACAUCAGAUAUAGUAUUAUGAAUUGAAUGUUGUGUAUUUGCUAACAGUAGUUACUUUGUGGCAAUGGAUAGCAUUUACUAUUUGAUUGCUGUAUAGCACAGUUCUAUACAGUAAUUAAUACCCUGUUUUAGUUUUUACAUAGAAAUGAAGCAGAUUGUACUUCAACUAUUUAUUUAACCAUAGGCAAUUUGUUGUAAAGAUGCAGUUUCAAAGUGAUAUUCUACAUACUGUAGUAAGUUAAACAAAGAGACUACUCACUUAGAGAGAUGAGUUCACAAGUGCUUGUACAUUGCUCGAAUAUUGUAUUCAUUUCCGACACAAUCUUUGCAACUAAUUGGAGGGCAAAGAAAGUAUUUGUCAUAAUUUAACUUGACGUCAGAUCUGCUUGUCCCGAAGAACUUUAAAAAUUGUGUCGCCAGUUAUAAAUAAUUUACAUAAUAUACUUGUACACAAUUAUGCCACAAAGUUACAUAAAAUCAUAUCGACGGCAGAUAACGAAAGUGUUCACCAGAGCCAAAAAAGGUUUUCAAUUCAUUUAAAAAAAAAAAUCAUAACUUGCAUGUUUGUUAACUUAUACUCACGAUUUGUGGAUAUAAGACUUGUUAUUUUUUUUUCUAAAUAUCAGUCUAACGCUGAAUUCUCAUUCUAACUAUUAUUUGCCAAAAUUUUGUUGACUUCAUUUUGAACUAUUUUUACAGAAUGUUAAAAUAAUUGCACUAUAGUUGUAUGGAGCUAGUUCAAAGGCAUCAAGGAAAACAAAAACGUUGUAAGCAUCAAUACUUAAACCAGGGCUGUCCAACUUUAUGUUGUAAAUUAAUGAGAUUUAUCUUUUUUUUUGUAACUUACGAGUAUUAACUUUUUGAAUGCAAGCAUUUAAGUUAAAACCUAUUUUUUUUUAAUGUUAACUUUAUAACCAUUCAUCGUAUAACAUGACCCAGACCAUUUGAAGCAGAUUUCUUUUUUUAUUUGAACAGUGCAAUAAUUUUUUUUUUAUUCAUAGUUUGUGGAUUAGUACAAUUUCGCUUUCUGCCGUCGAUAUUAUUGUCUCAAUAAUAUGACAUUGACACAGUUAAGUUCCACGGUGAUGUUCAUGCCACAUAAAUGUAAAAUUAGCUUAUAAUGCUUAGUUAAGAUUUGCUGCAUAAUUGUGUUCAUAGACUGAGAGGGUACAGAGUUUGCGUUGUAUACGGAAGUGGAAGUGAGGCUGCGGUUUGUUGGGCUAUUAAGGAUAUUGUGACCACAGAUUGUAAUGGUCUAUGUCCGGCAUUAGAAAUAUAUACUCUCAUAUUCAUUCAUCAUCAUCAUCAUAUCAGCCGAUAGACGUCCACUGCAUGACGUAUGACGGCCACCGUGGCGCAGUGGUAUGUGCGGUGGAUUUACAAAACGGAGGUCCUGGGUUCGAUCCCCGGCUGGGCCGAUUGAGGUUCUUAAUUGGUCUAAGUCUAGCUGAUGGGAUGCAAUUUAACUAGGCUUACUUUCUUAUCUCAAUUGAAUGGCAGAUGAGGGUAUAUAUUUCUUCUGCCGGAUCUCAUACUGUAACAGACAUAGAUGAGGCUACAACACUGUUUCAUUGUAUCAAACUAGGGGCCAUCCAAUGACUUUGUCACUGUGUUAUUUUUCACCUGAAUGAUACUUUCUACAUUCGGAAGACGGUUUGUUUGCCUUUUUAGUAAGCUGACAACAAAACAAAUCUCUUAGCAGUCCAUGGACUCACCUUAAAGUGGUUGGGUUCUUGGAAGAGAGAAAAACUCGAGCAGUACCCUGAACUUUUCUCAUAUCUUUGUGUAAUGUAGAGCCAUAGACAAUUUGCCACUUCAAUUCAAUUCUUCUAUUUGGCUUUCAUUUGUGCCAACAAGCACGGUUUAUUUUGCCAGUGUCAAGUAGAUGGAGAAGGCACAAGGAGAUUGUUCGGUGAAGACUAAACAAGUUUGCCAGUUGAUGUAUUAGUACAGUGUGCAAACAAGCCUUUGACAGGUAUGUUGGAGUGUCAAACUAAAGAUCAUCAACAAAAUAAUGCAAUAUUUAAAUAUCAUUUAGCAUCUAUAGCAAUCCAUCCAUAAAUGGUUUCUAAGCAAAGUUUUUCUGGUGUUGACACUCAUUUAUGUUACUCACUCAAAACUCCUGUCGAAUUCACAUAUAGUACCACAAACUUGUCAGGCCCAGUGAAUGUGAUGAUAUGCACUAUAAUUACUACUACAUUCAAAAGCGAACCAUCUUCUAGAAAUAGAAAAACUAAAGUCCGGUUGCUCUGAGAUUGGGAUUGAUUUUGCGAUGAUUGAUUCUGACAGGUCAUGGGUGGUCCCUAAACAACCGGUUUGUUAACGGAUAAGAAGAACCUUUACUAACCGAUUUAAGUUUUAGAAAGUGGCAGAAACUAUAGAUAGACGACUUAGUAAUAUCUAAAUAACACAUAAUAAAUUCACACAGAGUGCCUGUUAAAAAUCAUUCUCAUGCGUUGAUUGCAAAUUAGUUAGCCAUAAUUUUGAUUUGUUUUCUUUAAUUUAAUUUUUUUAGUGUUAUUGUCAAAAUAAAGUAAACUAGUGUAUAAUGAAACUUUUUUUUUGUCUUUUUUUGUCAAGUUUGUACUGUUUCUGUACAAAACAGAUUUUCUAAGAAGCCUUGCGUAUCAGAUACCACUCAUUAAUCUAUCUUUUACUCUUUAUCAUGUAAUCUUAAAGUAUGAAUUUAAAUAUUCUAUUAUACCGGACUAUUCCGGAAUAUUCUCAUAAAUAAACUCAUAAUGCUGAUACAGACAUGGCUUUUUUUUAUUAGGUUAAUGUUAAUUAGCUUUAUUAAACUUUUAAGUUAUUUUUCUUUUUCCUCAGCAAUGUAAUACAUAUUUGUAUCGACAAAUGCAUGUCUGAGUUAAUUUUUACGUAUAUUUGGGCUUGUUUAUACUUUGAUUUAGUUAAAAAGUUUUUAUUGAAUACAAACGGAAUUAAUUUGUUACCAAGCAAUUAUAUUCAAUAAAAAUUAGGAUAGGUCUUUUUUAAAUUGUAUUAGCAGCUCAUAAUUACUAUAUAGGUUAUUGGCGUUUAAGAACUGAAAUAAAAAUUAGUUAAACACCAUUAUAA